Molecule: messenger RNA, 309 nt
Organism: Lathyrus sativus (Indian pea)
Lineage: Eukaryota; Viridiplantae; Streptophyta; Magnoliopsida; Fabales; Fabaceae
Source: the annotation of a GenBank genome assembly
AUGAUAACCCGUUCAAAACUCGUUGAGCAGCUCAGAGAUUACCAGAUCCGAUCUCAGCACAAAUACUCUCCGCUCACUUUCUUCUCUCCCAAACCUCAUAUCAUUACUUGGGUUGAUGUUGCUGUGGCAAUUGCUUUGGCUCUAGUGUUCUGCGCACUUGUCCUCAUAUCCUGCAUGACCCUUUAUUUAAGGCGUUUUUGGAUUUUUCUUCUUGUUGUAUGCUUCAUUAUAUUACUUCUCACACGCCUAAGAGCUUCUAGGCAAACCUUGGCAAGGAAAAGAGAAAGAAGACUUCCAUUGUCCAUAUGA